AUGUGCUGACUAACAAAAAUGCCUUGGUACUGUUGUUGUUGAUGUUAUUGGCUCAUACAGUCUGGCUUUUCCUCGUGCUGGCUGUAUGCGUUGAUAGUACCCAUCAUGUGUACGUUAGCUGCUGCAUAGAAAACUGAGUUUUGCACAACUUGGCAAUGUCUGUGUUUAUUCAUUUUGGUUUUAUCGAGCAUGCAGAUAAAGUUAGGAAAGUUGUAUGGAACUGGCAAAUACUACAUUUAAUCAAGUUGUCUAAUCUCGAUUGCAUAAUGGGUCAUCCAUUCUAGGACUAAACAACAUUUUCUUCUAAUAUUCGAUAUGAAAAAUGUCAUCAAGAUAACUGAUACAGUACCAAAGACGAAUCCACUUCAAAAAAUCACAACGGGGGUUCCUCUACAUGUGUACAGUAAAUUUUCUAUAACUCGAGGAAAUUUAUAGCUUGUUGCAAAUUCUAACAAUUCUAAUUAGGUUCUUCAUCCUUUUUUGUUAAAUUUUACCAUUAUUAAGUAAUACCCUCCCUUACUCAAACUUCCCUUGAAUACCGAAUAAGCAAGAGUUCACUGUAUCAUUCUUUAAGCUCAGUUACCCGCCUUUUUAGUCUAAAAGAAGCCAUUAUUGUGUACACACGCGUAUUAGAAGUCUUGAUUUAAUAUCAGAAAGGCGCCCAAGAAACCGUCGUUUACCAGGACUGGACCCUAUACCAGAAAAGACCCAACACCGCUGCAUCGAAUCUGGAUCUGGAAAUUCCCGGCUGUUCGUACGCCGUUGUGCCCACGACACUGGACGGUCAGUACCAGCAGCUGGUGGAAAUGACUAAACAGGACAUUGUUCUCAACACCGAACCAACUUUAUGCUACCUUUGCGAUGCAACUACAUCCGUCGGAUUGGGCGUGAUCCUUGCCGACUGUCUGCACACAUUCUGCAAGGGAUGCCUAACGGGCUCACUCCUACAAGCGGACACCGUCCGUUGUCCGUAUCCCGGUGGCCGAUACGAGUGCGUGGGCAACUUGGAGGACCGAGAACUAGUUGCACUGCUCAGUCCGAAUGAUUAUCGAGCUUUGAUGGAACGGCAGAUUGCGGCGAUCCUCGAACCUUCGGGAACAUCAGCGGAGGUGAAGAAAAGUGCAUCUGUACUGGCGAGUGAUCUCGAUCUGUUAGUGGUGAUGACCGAUGCCAGCGUGGUUCCAAACCCGGAAUCGUUCGAGUGCCCGAUUUGCUUCGUUCCGUACCAACCAUAUGAGGGGGUAAUCCUGCGCGAUUGCUUCCAUUGCUUCUGCCGAGAUUGUUUGGUCGGUUCCAUUAAACAUGCGGACGAUGUGGUCGUCAAGUGUCCCUUCAAGGACAACGAUAGUAACUGCGAGAGCCUUAUCCAAGAUCGAGAGAUUAGGUCGCUGCUCAGUGACGAAGAGUAUAACGCCUAUUUGGGGAAGUCGCUACAGAAAGCGGAGAGCUCGGCCGGAAAAUCCGCUUUUCACUGUAAGACACCGGAUUGCAUCGGAUGGUGUCUGGUGGAAGAAGAUGCGCCCUGGUUCGAUUGUCCUGUUUGCCAGGCGAACAAUUGCUUACGAUGCAAGGCUCUGCAUGUCGGCAUGGACUGUGAGGAGUAUCAGGACCGGCUGAGCGGCAACUUUGAGAAUCGUCGCUCGGAACGGGCCAUGCAGAGUUUGGUGGCAACGGGGGAGGGCAUGCUCUGCCCCAAGUGCAAAAUUAUGCUAACCAAGAUCGCAGGCUGUGACUUUAUCAAGUGCAGUGUGUGUAAAACCGAAGUAUGUUGGGCUACCCGGGGAUUUCGAUGGGGACCGGCUGGACCUGGCGACAAUAGUGGUGGUUGUCGUUGCAAAGUCAACGGCAUAAUGUGCCACCCAAGUUGCAAAAACUGUCACUAAGCAAUAUUCUUAAAUCGUUUUUUAUUCUGGAUUCUAUGUGGUAAUCGGUGUACUUAUCGUAUGACCUUACAACAAUUAGUAUAAUACAUGGUUCAUCAUUUUAUUUUAAACUA
Messenger RNA from Armigeres subalbatus, 1996 nucleotides. Its product is annotated as ranBP-type and C3HC4-type zinc finger-containing protein 1-like. Gene Ontology annotation, molecular function: ubiquitin-protein transferase activity; ubiquitin binding. The transcript is spliced from 3 exons. The coding region runs from base 807 to 1883 and encodes 358 amino acids. Lineage: Eukaryota; Metazoa; Arthropoda; Insecta; Diptera; Culicidae. Gene Ontology annotation, biological process: proteasome-mediated ubiquitin-dependent protein catabolic process; protein linear polyubiquitination; positive regulation of canonical NF-kappaB signal transduction. Gene Ontology annotation, cellular component: ubiquitin ligase complex. The record is from RefSeq and is a predicted model, not a curated record.